AUGGCGGCGGCGACGACGGUUGAUCGACUGGUGUUCGCCUUGAACGGGCAGCGGUACGAGGUGGGCGGAGUCGACCCGUCCACUAGGCUGCUGGAGUUCAUCCGCACCCAGACGCCCUUCAAGGGCCCCAAGCUCGGCUGCGGCGAAGGCGGUUGUGGGGCUUGUGUUGUCCUUAUAGCAGAGUAUAACCCAAAGACGGAUGAAGUGACUGAAUUUACAGCAAGUUCAUGCCUGACACUUCUUUACACUAUAAAUUUCUGUUCUGUUAUCACUACUGAGGGUCUGGGGAAUAGCCACGAUGGCUUUCAUGCUGUUCAGGAAAGGAUGUCAGGGUUUCAUGCCUCUCAGUGUGGCUUCUGCACUCCUGGAAUGUGGAUAUCUAUUUUCACUUCUCUUAUCAAUGCUGACAAAUCCAAGAGGCCUGAACCACCAAAGGGGUUCUCAAAACUAAAAGUAUCAGAAGCAGAAAAGGCUUUCUCUGGCAACAUGUGCAGAUGCACUGGUUACCGUCCAAUUGUGGAUGCCUGCAAAAGUUUUGCAUCAGAUGUUGACUUGGAGGAUUUGGGCCUUAAUAUAUUCUGGAAGAAAGGUGAUAGUAACCCAGAUGUUAGUGACUUGCCAAGUUACACUCUUGGUGGCAGAGUUUGCACCUUCCCAGACUUUCUAAAAACUGAGAUAAAAUCUUUGCUUGGUCAUCUGAAUAAUCCUUGUAUUGCACCCUCCAGGGAGGGUUGGUAUCAUCCGAGAAGUAUCAAAGAAUAUUAUGAGUUAAUAAAUUCUUGUUUAUUUAGUGACUCAGUCAAAGUGGUUGUUGGGAAUACUAGCAGUGGUGUACCAGGAUACAAGGAUCAAGACCUCUAUAGUAAGUAUAUUGACAUAGGAGGCAUUCCAGAACUUUCAAAUAUUGUAAGGAGGGAGUCUGGCUUUGAAAUUGGAGCAGCUACACCAAUCUCUAGGACCAUUGAGAUACUUGAGGAAGAAUGUGAAUCUAUAUCCUCUCCAAACGGAAGUGUGGUUUUCAGAAAACUUGCGAACCACAUGAGCAAAGUUGCUACACCUUUUGUUCAUAACACAGCUAGUAUUGGAGGAAACAUAGUUUUGGAACAAAAAUUCCCAUUUCCAUCAGACAUUGCAACCAUACUCCUUGGUGCUGAACAUGCUAUUAGAGCAAAGAAGGUGGAGGAAUUCCUUACUGGUAAAGCACUCACUGCUUCGGUUGUACUUGGUGCAAUUCAGUUACUUAGAGAAACGGUUGUACCAAUGGAGGGAACAUCACAUCCUGAAUAUAGAGUCAGUGCAGCCGUUGGAUUUCUCUUUAGUUUCCUAUCUCCGCUUUCCAAAGGCAUCCCAGAUCCGGGAAAGUCUCUGACCAGUAGAUCUGCUGAUUCAGCAGAUACAGAUGAUGUCCAUAAUCUGCCAUUAUCAUCACGUCGAGAAUCAUUUUCCAGUGACAAAUAUAAACCAGUCGGUGAGCUGAUUAAGAAGUAUGGUGUUGAACUUCAAGCUUCAGGUGAGGCAGUAUAUGUGGAUGAUAUUCCUGCUCCAAAGAAUUGCCUCUAUGGAGAAUUUAUUUACAGCACACAACCCCUUGCUUAUGUCAAAAGUAUAAAAUUCAAGUCUUCUUUAGCAUUAGAGAAGAUCAUCUCUUUUGUUUCUGCAAAGGAUAUUCCAAGUGGAGGACAAAAUAUUGGAUCAUCCUUCACGUUUGGUGACGAACCACUAUUUGGUUAUCCGAUUGCUGAGUAUGCUGGUCAAGCUCUUGGCAUUGUGAUUGCAGAAACACAAAGGUAUGCUGACAUGGCAGCCAAGCAGGUUAUUAUUGAAUAUGACACAGAAGAUUUGAGUCCACCGAUCAUAACUGUGGAGCAAGCAGUGGAAAAGAGUAGCUACUUUGAUGUCCCCCCAGAAUUGUAUCCUGAAGAAGUUGGUGAUGUUUCCAAGGGCAUGGCAGAAGCUGAUCACAAAAUCCCAUCAACAGAAGUAAAACUUGCCUCUGAGUACCACUUCUACAUGGAAACGCAGACAGCACUAGCAGUUCCAGAUGAGGAUAACACUUUGGUAGUCUACAGUUCGUCACAGUACCCUGAACUUGCACAAAGUGUCAUAGCAAGGUGCCUAGGUAUUCCAUUCAGCAAUGUGCGUGUCAUUACAAGAAGGGUUGGAGGAGGCUUCGGUGGAAAGGCAUUCAGAUCAUUCCAAGUUGCAACGGCAGCUGCACUUUGUGCGUACAAGUUACGACGCCCUGUACGAAUGUACCUUAAUCGCAACACUGAUAUGGUUAUGAUUGGUGGUAGGCACCCAGUGAAAGCUCAUUAUUCUGUCGGAUUCAAGUCUGAUGGGAAAAUUACGGCCUUGCAUCUAGAUUUAUUAAUUAACGCUGGGAUAUCUCCAGAUGCAAGCCCCUUGAUACCAGGCACUAUUAUAUCUAGUGUCAAGAAGUACAACUGGGGUGCUCUGUCAUUUGACAUCAAGCUCUGCAAAACUAAUAAUUCAUCUAAAUCUGUAAUGCGUGCUCCUGGAGAUACACAAGGCUCUCUAAUUGCAGAUGCUGUAAUUGAGCAUGUUGCGUCUGUCCUGUCAGUGGACGCGAACAGCGUGAGGGAAAAGAAUUUUCACACCUAUGGUAUUCUUCAGUUGUUCUGCCCAGAUAGUGCGGGCGAAGCUUCUACGUACACAUUGCAUUCUAUUUUUGAUAGGUUGGUCUCAACUUCAAGCUACCUGGAUCGAGCUGAAUCCAUAAUGGAAUUUAACAAUAACAAGUGGCGGAAACGGGGCAUCUCUUGUGUACCCCUCAUUUUCAAAGUAGAGCCAAGGCCGUCCCCAGGAAGGGUUUCCGUGCUCAAUGAUGGCUCCAUAGUGGUGGAGGUUGGAGGAAUUGAAAUCGGGCAAGGUCUGUGGACAAAAGUACAGCAGAUGACUGCCUUUGCUCUGGGAAAAUUGUGGCCUGAUGGAGGUGAAAGUCUUCUUGAGAGAGUGCGCGUUCUACAGUCUGACACCUUGAACUUAAUACAAGGUGGACUUACUGCUGGCAGCACUUCUUCUGAAUCUAGUUGUGCAGCCACCCUUCAGGCAUGCAAUAUGCUGUUUGAUAGAUUAAAGCCAGUCUUGGAUAGACUGCAGCAGCAAUCAGAAAAUGUCUCAUGGGAUACUUUGAUUUCUCAGGCAAGUUUAUCCUCCUCUAGUUUGUGCUCAUGCUUUGUACAAUACUAUUUCCUGCUGUAG
Messenger RNA from Miscanthus lutarioriparius, 3222 nucleotides. Lineage: Eukaryota; Viridiplantae; Streptophyta; Magnoliopsida; Poales; Poaceae. The record is from the annotation of a GenBank genome assembly.